Molecule: messenger RNA, 1266 nt
Organism: Striga asiatica
Lineage: Eukaryota; Viridiplantae; Streptophyta; Magnoliopsida; Lamiales; Orobanchaceae
Source: the annotation of a GenBank genome assembly
AAAUAUUUCAUCAUAAUCCACGUUAGCCGUACGAUCAAAAUACGAGCUUAGUAAACGCAGAAACCUUUUCCGCGUUGGUUUCCCCAAAUAAUAUUCUUCGUAUUCGAUUCCGUGUAAAAGCAUAAGGGGCCAAGACACCCUCUUUUGUCUGAUUAUGAUUGCUUCUGAAAAUUUUCAGAUACAAUAAUACAAGGAACUCCAAUUGUUGUUAGAUAAGGAUUUUUUCGCCAAUUUGAAAUUUUUCGAGGGAGCCAAUCGAUCCGCAGGCCGCCAUGAGUUUUCUUUUCGGAAAGAGGAAGACUCCCGCAGAGCUUCUGCGUGAAAAUAAGAGAAUGCUUGAUAAAUCCAUUCGUGAAAUAGAGAGGGAGAGGCAGGGUUUACAGACACAAGAAAAGAAACUUAUUGCAGAGAUAAAGAAAAGCGCCAAGCAAGGGCAGAUGGGAGCUGUUAAGGUCAUGGCCAAAGAUCUUAUCAGAACACGACACCAGAUCGAAAAGUUUUACAAACUGAAAUCUCAACUUCAAGGUGUCUCACUCAGAAUUCAGACAUUGAAGUCGACACAAGCAAUGGGGGAGGCCAUGAAAGGCGUCACCAAGGCAAUGGGACAGAUGAAUAGGCAGAUGAACCUGCCAUCACUCCAGAAGAUAAUGCAAGAAUUCGAGAGGCAGAACGAGAAGAUGGAGCUGACCAGUGAGGUUAUGGCAGAUGCCAUUGAUGAUGCUUUGGAAGGAGAUGAGGAAGAAGAAGAGACUGAAGAAUUGGUCAAUCAGGUUCUUGAUGAGAUUGGCAUUGAUAUCAACUCUGAGCUUGUCAAUGCACCUUCUUCGGCUGUAGCUGCCCCAGCUGCAAAGAAUAAGGUUCCACAAGCUGAGGCAACGGGAAAUGAUGACGGUGGAAUAGAUAGUGACCUCCAGGCCAGGUUAGACAAUCUGAGGAAGAUGUGAUGGGCUUCUGACUUGUAAUGUAAUAUUUUUUCUGGUGAUAAAAAGGCGUAUUAUAUGUGGCUUUCUAACAUUUGUGACAAUUCAAGAGUAUAUGGUUUGGUACAGCUUAAUUUUCUCUAGUAAGAUUCCUUUAUGUGAUGUGGAAUGUGUGGUUUGUUGGCUGUUUGUCAAUAUAUGGAAUCUGUGCAUGCUUGAACACUAACUGGAGAAUUGAGUUUUUCCAUACUUUAGUGGGCAUCCUUGCAGAAGCAACUUCUCGUUUAUUGUUGCGAUUUUUAUUGUAAUAUGGAUUUCUUCUUAUCAAUUUUGCUAUAAAGCUAUC